Molecule: messenger RNA, 2884 nt
Organism: Anopheles darlingi
Lineage: Eukaryota; Metazoa; Arthropoda; Insecta; Diptera; Culicidae
Product: NHL repeat-containing protein 2
Exons: 2
Coding region: 1-2538 (845 amino acids)
Molecular function (GO): protein binding
Source: RefSeq, a predicted model, not a curated record
AUGGAAUUGUUCUUUGGGCGAGCACAAAACAUCCUCCUUCGACCUGUUUUCUAUCGCGCAAUCUGUCAAACCAAAAGUGCAUCGCCGACUGCAUUCCGGCGCUGCACCGGCAGUAGAACGUCAUCGACAAUCAAAACAAGAAUCCGCGCACAACAACCAGGACGGCCUCAAGUGCAAUCAUCAUCCGCCUCAUCCUGCAGCAGGUGCUUUCAUUCAUCAUCCCUCCCAUCGCACCGCCAUCCCCUCCGUAGCCUGCUUCGUACGCCUUCGCUAGCGACCGUAUCCAAGAUAGGUACCAGGAUGAGCUCAUCGCCCGAGGGUCAAGACAUGAUGGAGGUCUUGGCCGGCAACAGCAACCAGCUGGCCGACGAUAUCUGCGCGGCCGGUAGCAACGCCGGCAAGCGCCAGAAGCUCGUCAUGGACUACCUGAAAGCGACGGAUCGUGAGGGUAGAAGCGUGUCGGCCGAGUUCCCGGACGGUCUCGAUUGGUUCAACGUGACCGAACCGCUCACACUGCAGGGUUCCCUGCGCGGUAAGGUGGUCGUGCUGGAUUUCUUCACCUACUGCUGCAUCAACUGUAUGCACAUUCUGCCGAACUUGAAACGCCUGGAGCAUCUGUACCCGAUCGAACAGGGACUGGCCGUGAUCGGUGUGCACAGUGCCAAGUUCCGGAACGAGAAAGACUCGAACAACAUCCGGGCGGCCGUCGAGCGGUACGAAAUUACGCAUCCCGUCGUCAACGACAACGUAAUGGCGAUGUGGCGCAAACUGCGCGUCCAGUGCUGGCCUACCCUGAUGAUUCUCGGGCCACGAGCGAAUCCUCUGUUCGUGAUUUUGGGCGAAGGCAACUAUGAUGAUCUGAAGCUGUACGUCGGGUCCGCCAUUCGGUACUAUCGGGAGAAGGGUGAACUGCGGACACACUCGCUACCGAUCGAUCUGUCCCACACGGCCGGACUGGCCUCGCACCUGAAGUUUCCGGGAAAGGUGGUUUGCUGUGAAGGAGGGGAGGAGGAACUGUACGCGGUCUCGGACUCGGGCAACCACCGCAUUCUGAUCUUCGAACCGAGCGGCACCGUACGCUACACGAUCGGCGGGAAGUCGAGUGGAUUCGUCGACGGUGGGUUCCGUGAGGCACGUUUUAAUGCACCGCAAGGAGUGGCCUUCCGCGGUGGAGAUGAGUUGUAUGUGGCCGACAACGAAAACCAUGCCAUACGCCGUAUCGAUCUAAGGACGCGCACCGUAUCCACCGUGGCCGGUAACGGGGUACAGGGUAAUGAUCGUACCGGUGGCAAAACAGGACGAGAGCAGGCCCUCUCCUCACCCUGGGAUGUGGCCGUCUAUACGACGCGCGAUCUGGACAUGUCGUUCCACGUGGACGAAUCGAAGGCACCGCUCAAGGAUGUGCUGCUGAUUGCGAUAGCCGGUAUUCACCAGAUCUGGGCCAUCUUUCUCGAAGACACCAUUUGGUGGAAGUUCAAAAAGUACACGGCCGGUAGCUGCUGUGCGAUUGCGGGCAGUGGCCACGAGCAGAACCGUAACACAUCUUACCCGCACAGUGCCGCCUUUGCGCAACCAUCGGGACUGGCCAUCAAUCGGGAGGUGAAGGAAAUGUACCUUGCAGAUAGCGAGAGUUCGGCAAUCCGCAAGAUUUCACUCACCGACGGCAAGGUGAUGGCCGUAGCCGGAGGAGAUCGUAAUCCAUUGGAUCUAUUUGCAUUUGGCGAUGUGGACGGUAAAGGAUACGAGGCCAAGUUUCAGCAUCCGCUCGGAGUCGCCUACAACGCGAAGGAUGGACAUAUUUACGUAGCCGAUACGUACAAUCACAAAAUUAAGAAGAUCGACGCUAGCACAAACUGUGCCACAACGUGCGAGUUCCGGGAGGCUAACGGUGAAAUCAAACGCUUCAGCGAACCGGCUGGCCUCUGUUUGGACCGUACCGGGCAGCUACUGUUCAUCGCUGAUACGAACAACCAUGAGCUGCUGGUGGCCAGCUUGCCCGAUGGUACCAUCCGUCCGCUGAAGCUUCAUUUCCCGGUCCCCGAGGAGAUGGAUAGCGGCAGUGCCGACGAUCGUGCUACGGUGUUACGAUCGAAGCAUCCCAUUAAACUGCGUUUGGGUAGCGGAAAGGCGGUUCCCAAGCUUCGGUUGUUGUUCAAUUUCACGUUCCCGGGAAAGGGCACGAAGCUUACGGAGGAAGCACCGCAACGCUGGUCACUGACGCUACCGUCAACGGAUUGGAGCUGUGAGCGGACGAAUGGAUCGCUCGAUGGUGCGCAAUCACUUACGCUUCCGAUUGCGGCACCGCAAGGGCGUGAGCUGACCGCGAACGGCAAUCCAGUAACGAUCGCAAUCGGUUUUAACCUAAAUCUGUGCGAGGGUGACAUUUGUUUCCCCAAGCAGUUCACCGUCCGGCUAGAUGUACGACAAGAUGAGGAGGACGAAGACGACGACGAUGAUGCAUCGAAGGCAAACAACGAAUUGGAGCAGCAUUACGAGGUGCAGCUUUCGCGUGCCACGGUCACUCUCAAGCACAACUAGGAGCAAAGGCAAAGCAAUAGCGCUGCUGCUGCUGGCAAAAAUACAACUCCCUUUGUUUUUCUCUUUUUUUCUGUUUUUUGUUAAACAACCUAUCCCGCAUUUUUAUCACCCCAACCUCUGUUACGUUAGACGUGCGCAAUCGUUACGAUCGCGUGUUCAGGGUUUAAAGUUACAAAAAGAAACCGUAACUUCUGUCGACUUGAUAAGAGAUAGAGAGAGAGAGAGAGGAGAAAGGGAUAGGAAUGCAACCGCGCCAUUACGUAGCCGCUGAUUAACGCCUCUUUCUAUCGUGUUGAAAGAGUCAGCAUAAAUGCAAUCUGAAUAAAAACCUCAAUCUGCAAUCGAG